Messenger RNA from Cornus florida, 1280 nucleotides. Its product is annotated as ethylene-responsive transcription factor 1A-like. The coding region runs from base 349 to 1092 and encodes 247 amino acids. The record is from RefSeq and is a predicted model, not a curated record. Gene Ontology annotation, biological process: regulation of DNA-templated transcription; ethylene-activated signaling pathway. Gene Ontology annotation, molecular function: DNA-binding transcription factor activity; DNA binding. The transcript has a single exon. Lineage: Eukaryota; Viridiplantae; Streptophyta; Magnoliopsida; Cornales; Cornaceae.
UCCAUCCCAUCUCAAAGCACAAUUUAGCCACGUGAAUGAGAAAAAUACGACUCCCACUUGCACACAGAACUUUCGAAGAAACCUCCACCUUCUUAAAAAUAAAAUAAAAUAUUUCCGAAAAGGUUGAAAAGUAAAAUAAACAAACAAUUUAAACUAAAUCUAAGUGCAUGAACCAACACCUCAGAUAUUAACUAUAUAAGCCCCACAAGACCUUUCCUCUCAAAACUUCAGGACACUACUCCUAACAUUUGCUUGACUACAAUCUCUCUUAUCUCUCUCUUUCUCUCUACCAGAAAGAUAUUCAAUACCCAUAUCUAGGAUUUCAUUGAUUCAAAUUCUGAUUCGACAAUGUACACAAAUAGUGAUUUUGAUUCCGACUUUGCUCUGCUCGAGUCGAUACGGCGUCACUUGCUUGACGAAUUCGAUGCUCCGGCGACCAACUCCGGUGGCAGCUUGUUCCCAUUAUUCACUGACAACUGGGGUGAGUUGCCUUUGAUAGAAAACGACGCGGAGGACAUGGUGGACUAUGGCGCCCUCCUCGACGCCGUCAACAUCGAGUGGCUCCCUUCUCUCUCGACCACCACCACCACCGCCGUUAAGGAAGAGCCGGAAAUUCUGACAGAAAUGACUAGCUCGCCGGAGAAUUUUACGUUUCAGGCGGCGGCGCCGGCGGUAAUGCAGGCGAAGGGGAAGCAUUAUAGAGGGGUGAGGCGGCGGCCGUGGGGGAAGUUCGCGGCAGAGAUAAGGGAUCCGGCGAAGAAUGGGGCCCGAGUUUGGCUCGGGACGUUCGAGACAGCGGAGGAUGCAGCGUUGGCUUAUGACCAGGCGGCGUACCGCAUGCGCGGAUCACGUGCUCUCCUCAAUUUUCCGCUUCGGAUAAAUUCGGGCGAGCCCGAGCCAGUUCGGGUUAAGUCCAAGAGGUCUUCCUCAUUGUCGGAGCCUUCGUCGUCAUCCGAAAAUGGAUCGCCAAAGCGGUGGAGGAAGGUGGUGGGCUCGGCGGUGCCGGUGGUGGGACAAGCUGGAUUGGGAAAUGGCGGUGGUGGAUUGGAGGUGAAACAAGAACAGUUGUUGGUUGGAGGGUACUUGUUAUAACCAAAUAAAAAUUUAGUAUUGUACAUUAAAGAACAAUGAGAUCAUGAUACCCUCAAAUUUUCAAGGGAAAAUGAAGGGCUAUUUGGGGUCGUGAAUGGGUGGUUUUCUUUCGUUUGUUUGAUGAUUCUUUUUGAAAAGGAAAUUUUCUAUUCUUUUAUGUAACAUAUUGUUAUGAAAAUGAGUUCUCA